AUGAUCUUUCUCCAACCCGCAUUCGCCUCUCCCUCCCAUCCCGCCGUCGCCUCUCCCUCCCACCCCGCCGUCGCCUCUCCCUCCAAUCCCGCCAUCGCCUCUCCCUCCUUCCCAGCCGCCGUCUCCGCUUCCUCCGAUCCCGCCAUCGCCUCUCCCUCCUCCCCGCCGUCGCCUCUCCCUCCUCCCCGCCGUCGCCUCUCCCUCCUCCCCGCCGUCGCCUCUCCCUCCUCCCCGCCGUCGCCUCUCCCUCCUCCCCGCCGUCGCCUCUCCCUCCUCCCCGCCGUCGCCUCUCCCUCCUCCCCGCCGUCGCCUCUCCCUCCUCCCCGCCGUAGCCUCUCCCUCCUCCCCGCCGUAACCUCUCCCUCCUCCCCGCCGUCGCCUCUCCCUCCCCGCCGUCGCCUCCGGCGACAGGUGCCCGGAGCGCAAGUGCGAGUUGGAGCGCGUGCGCGAGUUGGUGCGCGAGCGCGGGUUGGUGCGCGAGCGCGGGUUGUUUUCUGA
Closterium sp. Naga37s-1 is the source of this 498-nucleotide messenger RNA. The record is from the annotation of a GenBank genome assembly. Lineage: Eukaryota; Viridiplantae; Streptophyta; Zygnematophyceae; Desmidiales; Closteriaceae.